AUGGAAGUGAUACUGUCUUAUGAAAGCUUUGCUGGUAAGGGAAAUGGGAGCUAUCCUCUUGCUGUUGCCAGCAUGAUAGGCAACAACAUACGCUUGGACUCUGACUAUAUACUACGUUACAGUGGCAACGUCCGAGCAGAGUUAACAGGAAUCCUCUAUCAUGAGAGCACGCAUGUGUGGCAGUGGAAUGGAAAUGGUAUGGCCCCGAGUGGCCUUGUUACCGGCAUUGCCGAUUACAUGAGGCUGAAGGCUGGCUGGCCUAAGAGAGGAUUAGGCCUGCGAUGGGAUGAAGGUUAUGCAAUCACCGUGUACUUUCUCGAGUAUUGUGAUGGCCUCAGAGAUGGAUUUGUUGCGGAUCUGAAUGCCAUGAUGAAGUAUACAUAUAGCGACAGUUUCUUUGUACAGUUACUCGGGAAGAUGUGUAUGAACUGUGGAAUGACUAUAAGUCGGCAUAUGCGAGCUAUGCACCGGCACCGGCACCCACUGUGGCACAGACACCGUCACCUGCUGCUGCGCCUCCAUAUACAACAUACUAAUGGAUCCAGAAUCUAUUGCAUUAGAGAAGUCCGUUUAUAA
This is a messenger RNA of Syzygium oleosum, 576 nucleotides long. RefSeq lists its product as uncharacterized. The transcript has a single exon. The record is from RefSeq and is a predicted model, not a curated record. The coding region runs from base 1 to 576 and encodes 191 amino acids. NCBI's taxonomy places the organism in Eukaryota, Viridiplantae, Streptophyta, Magnoliopsida, Myrtales, Myrtaceae.